Folsomia candida is the source of this 4014-nucleotide messenger RNA. RefSeq names its product ubiquitin-protein ligase E3C. The transcript has 13 exons. NCBI's taxonomy places the organism in Eukaryota, Metazoa, Arthropoda, Collembola, Entomobryomorpha, Isotomidae. Bases 486 to 3545 code for a protein of 1019 amino acids. Gene Ontology annotation, molecular function: ubiquitin protein ligase activity. The record is from RefSeq and is a predicted model, not a curated record. Gene Ontology annotation, biological process: ubiquitin-dependent protein catabolic process; protein polyubiquitination.
UGAUAAAGUAAAAAAAAAACAUGGGAAUUGGCUCUUUUCUUGUUUCGCCCCCCAACCCAGCGCAGCAUUCGAGCCGUCCAACAACAACUUUGGAAAAUGUCAUGUCAUAUGUGUGGCCAGAUGAGAGUUCAAAUUCGCACAAGAAACGGCAAAAAAGAGUGACGAAGUCGUCUGCGAGACGGAACAUUGUUGAAUGAAAUUGCAAUUUUUAACCAACACACAGCUGCAAUUAUUAUUCUGUAAAUAACCUUUUUGUAACAAUUGCUAAUUAGUCAGCAAUUCGAGGAAAGAGAGGAUUUUGCAGAAUUGGGAAUAAUAGCGAAUCCUUAUAAAAUUUUUAGUUAUUAAUUGUGAAAUUAAGUAGUUGAUCGAGUUAGUGAGUGCUAUCGUGGUGGUGGUGGGUGGUGUAGUAGAGGGGACAACGAGAAAAGGGCCUGAGUCACUGGAAGGAAGGACCAUCUUUCGUUGGGUGAGAAGAAGAAGCAAUGUCACAAUUCCUCUUUGAGGGACACUAUCGUCGAACGCCGCGUCAAACUUUGGGUGGAAAUUCGCGAGCGUCGGAAGACCGAGGAUCCCUCAUUCAACGGGCAGAUGCGGAAAGGAAGCAGAGAGAGAGAGAACGCCAAGAACAAGCCUCAAUUCUCAAGCUGCAAGGAUUUUUCCGUGCUUGUCUUGACAGGAAACGGAUCCACGCCGCAUGGAGGGUGGAGUUUGACCAGAAGAAAAAGUUGCAGUUGAACGAUGAAGAAUUCCUCGCCCAAAUUUUUCGCCUCAACCUAUUUUACCGGAAUGAUAAGACCGAAGACACGUCGAGACUGUUGGAACUUGGAAAAUUGUUGCUUACCAAGUACCAACUUGUUACAGGCGCUAUGAAGACAAAUAACACGGUGGCGUUUGCAAUGAAACAAAUAAUUCACAAGUGCCUGCGCUGUUUGAACAUGCCUAACGUUCCGUAUGCGGUGUUACUUAGACUGAUUGAGAUCUACACGGAUGCCUCGAAAUAUACGGAUAAUAAUCCUUCCGAACCUUCUUCCGAACCUCCUCUCCUAAAGGACGACAUAGUCAAACUAAUUUCUGGCAUUUGGCUCUUUCUGGUGGAAGAAGCCGAUUUAUUUGUGACUUAUAGAAGAUUUUUGGAUCAUAAAAUUCCUCCCAUGCAAUCAGAAGCGGAGCAGGAAAAUAGGAUUACGCAAAACUAUGACUAUUUGCUCGUGUAUAAACGUGUCCUCCAUCUCAAGACAGACUUGAAGAAUAGAAAUUUACAAAUUUCCAUGAAGUCAAAAGUGUACGAUUCUGAGGCUGCAAUAGACUUGAUAAUGGCCAAGUUUGCAGAAUCCUUUUCUGAAAAUGUUAUCCCGUUGGAAGGCAAUAAUGGCAUUGCGGCGUACUUUAUACUUCCCCGAUUGUCUAAUUUUAUUCCAUGGGAAGAGUGGGUAAAAACAGCACCUUUGUCAAAGCUGGCUGGAAAAUCGGAUGGGAGUGGAAUGCGCCAUAUAUUUUAUGUUACUCUUCUCCUCAUGCGCAACAUGACUUUGACGGACGCAAAUAUACCGACAUUCCUCAAAGCUUUGAAUGAGCUGCGUCCCUCGAUAGAUCCAAUAUUUGGCCCUGGCGUCUCAAAUCAUGGCCUUACCCGAGAAAUCGAAAACAUUGAUGAGGAAAUGGACAUUCUUGAUGACGAAGAUGAAAUGGAGACUGAUGAGAAUUUUGCGAAACACUCCAAUAAUAUUUAUCUACAAGAGUGUCGAGUGAUUUAUGCAGCUUUAAAGUCAGUUUUAAACAAGGCUGAAAUCGCUUCAUGGCUUUAUCCAUUUCAACUCCACAAGUGGAAACUAAUAACGGAAAUAAUUAGUUGUGUAAUCAGACUAGAGCCGAAAUUAUCUACGAUUGAUUUCAACUUUUUGUCUUCAAUGUCCUAUCGGAGAGACUAUGUACGCUCCUUGUGUUUGCAUGUAAUCGGGACACCUAUUCUACCGGAGGACGACCUUUUAGCCUUCUGUUGGUUCAUUUCCCAUCUCUUGGGGACGCUCCACGAUCCCGAAUUUCUCACUGGAAUACCCGUCCAGAAGGAAGAACUUGUCAGACUAGUGGUGGUAUUUAGAGAUUUGUUUAGCGAAAAAGUUAUGAAAGAAUCGGCGUGGGCUGGGAAUGCUCCAGGCGCUUCCGUUCUUGCAAUCACUGGAGUUUUGAUGAAACUUCACGAUCGUAAUUCCAGAAUGAAUCUCUUUCCUGAAGACAUUUUUAUUUCAAACACUCUGUCCAAAAUAUGUCCUGUGGAGACACAUUCCAUCCGAUUAGAAAGUUUGACCUCGGAAAAGUUGCCAAAUGAUCUCACUCCAAUGGAAGAAAAACUUUUCAAGAUUCUUAUGUAUUUCCCUUUCGCCUUGUCGUUCCAUGACCGGGUCAAAGUGUGGAAUCGUCUACUCGAUUUGGACAAACAGACGAACGAACCAUUUCCAACUGCGGGCCGAGAAGAUAUACAAAUUCGUAGGAAUUACAUUUAUGAAGAUGCGUUCGAAAAAUUGUCUCCAGAAAACGUUCCCGAUCUACGGCGACACAUAAGAAUUUCUCUCGUCAAUGUGGUUGGUGUUUUAGAAGCUGGGAUCGAUGGGGGUGGUCUCUUAAGAGAAUUUUUAACCGAAUCUACUAAAGCAGCCGUUGAUCCGAAUAGAGGAUUAUUUAGAUUUGACUCACAAAAUAGAAUUUAUCCAAACCCCAUCGCUAAAAAGUUGAUGUUUGAUUUCCGAAAACAUUUUUAUGCCGUUGGGAGACUGGUUGGGAAAGCGUUGUAUGAACAAACCCUCUUGGAACUUCCCAUCGCUGCGUUUUUCAUCCAGUAUUGCAUUGAGGGAAAGGUUACAUCGGCGGUGGACUUUUUAGCAACAUUGGAUCCGGCUUUGCACAAGAAUCUGUUGACACUAAAAACAUUCAAGGGCGACUUGAACACGAUGGGAUUGGAUUUCACCAUCGCUGCUGAAGAAUUAGGAGAAACCCGAAUUAUAGACUUGAAACGGAAUGGGAAAGAAAUUUCUGUCGAUAACACCAACGUGAUUGAAUAUAUUCAUCUCGUCGCGGAUUACAGAAUUAACAAAGAAAUGGAAGACGAAUGUCGCAAUUUUCGUGCCGGUAUGCUCGACGUAGUUCCAAGUGUUCGAAUGUUUUCAUGGAAAGAACUCCAAACGUUAAUAUCCGGUUCUGAUAAGCCAAUUAAUAUCGACGACUGGAGGGCGAAUACCAAUUAUGGAGAUAACUUUUCCGACAAUCAUGCAACAAUUCAAAUCUUUUGGCAGGUUGUCCGAAGUUUUGAUGAAAAGUGCCUUAGGAUGUUGCUAAAAUUUGUCACGUCCUGUUCUCGACCUCCUCUUCUCGGGUUUAAGGAUCUCGUACCUAAAUUUGGGAUUCAAAACGUCGGCAAAACAGAUCGAUUACCGACUGCCUCCACUUGUAUGAAUUUACUCAAACUACCUGAAUUCACGGAUUUUACCACACUCAAAGAGAAACUGAUGUACGUGAUCAAUGCUCACGCCGGAUUCGAACUGUCCUAAUUUCACCGUGUCAAACAAAUUCUUGUGUUAAAAACCUACCGUUUGAAAUGGGGAACAAUGAUGCUUUAAUCAAGUUUAUUUAUCAUGAAUCAGUCACUCAUCGAUCAACAGCAACUAUUAAUACUACAAAACAAACAGUUGUAAUCAGUGUCCCUUCCUUGUAUAAUAACCCUGUACAAAAAACCACUACUAUACAACCACCACCACCAUCAUUAUUUAGAUAUGAUGACUUUUCUAAGGAUAAGCUUAAAUAUCAAAACGUGAACAAACUCAAAUUCGUAGUAGUAACAAACAACGAAACCUUAGUGGAGCUGGUUGUAAAAAAUAUAUGUUUAGUAGAUAUGCAUGUGUUGAAAUUUCAAGUUGUGAUAUACAUACGAUAACUCGCAGUGGCGUAUUAAAAUUCCAGAAGAAUAACUUUACGACGAGGACACACACGACGCUUCGUAAUAAAUUGAUUGUGAAACUA